AUGAGAGGAGAGGAGAGGCGGGUGGUGGGAAGCCAGGAGGAAAAACAUUAGCCCUCGUUUCUCCUCGUAGUUUGGAGACUUUCUUAUUUCUCUCCAGGACGUUUGUUUUUGGCGACGCGCAGCUCAGCAGCAGCAGCAGCAGCAGCAGCAGCAGCACGACUCACGACCGGUACAGUAUGAUGGAUAGAUAGCAGAAGGAGGAAGAAGAGAAGAUGUCGUUCUUUGGCGUGGAUUGUGUCAAGAAGAAAGAGAAAGAGCUGGAGAGGAAACUCCGCGCCAACGACCGCGAGUAUAACCUCUCCUUUAAGUAUGCGACGAACGCCAUCAAGACCUCCAAGUACAACCCCUUCACCUUCCUACCUCUUAACCUGUUUGAGCAGUUCCAGAGGAUCGCUAAUGCCUACUUCAUGUUUCUGCUGGUGCUCCAGGUGAUUCCUCAGAUCUCCUCUCUGUCCUGGUUCACCACGGUCGUACCUCUGGUCCUUGUGCUGACAGUCACCGCUGCCAAGGAUGCCACUGACGAUAUCAAUCGCCACAGGAGCGACAAUCAAGUCAACAACAGAAAAGUUCAAGUCCUUAUUGACAGAAAACUGCAGAGCGAGAAAUGGAUGGACGUCCAGGUGGGAGACAUCAUCAAGCUGGAAAACAACCAGUUUGUCACGGCCGACCUCUUGUUGCUCUCCAGCAGUGAACCGCUCAACCUGGUGUACAUCGAGACAGCAGAAUUGGAUGGAGAGACUAACCUGAAGGUGAGACAGGCGCUGCCCGUGACAGGAGACCUGGGAGAGGAUAGUGAAAAACUGGCAGACUUCAACGGCGAGGUACGCUGUGAACCCCCCAACAACCGCCUCGACCGCUUCACAGGAACGCUAACCUACACCAGUCAGAAAUACUCGCUGGACAACGAGAAGAUCCUGCUGCGAGGCUGCACCCUGAGGAACACCGAGUGGUGCUUCGGACUAGUGCUGUUUGGAGGUCCAGAGACGAAGCUGAUGCAGAACUGUGGGAAGAGCAUCUUCAAGAGGACCAGCAUAGACCGACUGAUGAAUGUCUUAGUCCUUUGUAUUUUUGGUUUCCUGGCCUUCAUGUGCACCAUCCUGGCGAUAGGAAACUACCUCUGGGAGAUGAACGAAGGCUCAAAGUUCAUGGUCUUCCUGCCCAGACAAGAUGGCAACGAUGCUGCCUUCUCCGCCUUCCUCACAUUCUGGUCCUACGUCAUCAUCCUCAACACCGUGGUGCCCAUCUCUCUCUAUGUCAGUGUGGAGUUCAUUCGGCUGGGGAACAGCUUCUACAUCGACUGGGACAGGAAGAUGUACUACUCACGGAAAGACACCCCCGCCGAGGCUCGCACCACCACGCUGAACGAGGAGCUCGGCCAGAUCAAGUACGUCUUCAGUGACAAAACGGGGACGCUCACCCAGAAUAUCAUGACCUUCAACAAGUGCACCAUCAAUGGAAAAUCUUAUGGGGAUGUGUAUGACUACCAAGGUCAAAGGCUAGAGAUCACUCAGCAUACAGACAAGGUGGACUUCUCCUUCAACCCGCUGGCUGACCCCCGCUUCAUGUUCCACGACCACGCCCUGGUGGAGGCGGUGAAGCUGGAGAACCCAGAGGUCCAAGCCUUCUUCAGGCUGCUGGCCCUCUGCCACACCGUCAUGGCCGAGGAGAAGAAAGAAGGUGAGCUUUUCUACCAGGCCCAGUCUCCAGAUGAGGGAGCGCUGGUAACGGCAGCCAGAAACUUUGGAUUUGUCUUCCGCUCACGUACACCAGACAGCGUUUCCAUCAUGGAAAUGGGAAAGCAGCGCAGCUAUGAACUCCUGGCCAUCCUGGAUUUCAACAACGUCCGCAAGAGGAUGUCCGUCAUAGUUCGGAGUCCAGAGGGGAAGCUGUCUCUCUACUGUAAAGGUGCAGACACAAUCAUUUACGAGAGGCUGCAUCAGUCCUGCAGCAAACUGAUGGACGUCACUACAGAGCACCUUAAUGAGUUUGCAGGGGAGGGCCUGCGGACUCUGGCGCUGGCCUAUAAGGAUCUGGAUGAGGAGUAUUUCAACCAGUGGAAGCAGCGCCACUAUGAGGCCAGCAUCGCGCUGGACGACCGAGAGGACAAACUGGACGAGCUGUACGAGGAGAUAGAGAAGGACCUGCUGCUGCUUGGAGCAUCAGCCAUCGAAGACAAGUUACAAGACGGAGUACCUCAGACUAUCGAGCAGCUGUCCAAAGCUGACAUCAAAAUCUGGGUUUUGACUGGUGACAAGCAAGAAACUGCAGAAAACAUCGGGUACUCGUGUAACUUACUGCGGGAGGAGAUGAACGAGGUCUUCGUCGUCUCGGGCAACUCACCUGAGGAUGUCAGAGAGGAACUGAGAAAUGCACUGUCCUGCAUGAAACCAGCGGAGGAUUCAGUGUUUCUGACAGAAAGGACUCUGGGUGAAGGAGUGAAAGGGAUCGCAGACGAGGUGGCAAAUGGAGAGUACGGCCUGGUCAUCAACGGACACAGCCUGGCGUACGCCCUGGAUCGCAGCAUGGAGCUGGAGUUCCUGAAGGCGGCGUGUAUGUGUAAAGCAGUGAUCUGCUGCAGGGUCACUCCUCUGCAGAAGGCGCAGGUGGUCGAGCUGGUCAAGAAGUACAAGCAGGCGGUCACUCUGGCUAUAGGAGAUGGAGCCAACGACGUCAGCAUGAUCAAAGCGGCUCAUAUAGGCGUGGGCAUCUCAGGUCAGGAGGGCAUGCAGGCGGUGCUGUCCAGCGACUACUCCUUCGCCCAGUUCCGUUUCCUGGAGCGCCUCCUGUUGGUGCACGGCCGCUGGUCCUACCUGCGUAUGUGCAAGUUCCUGCGCUACUUCUUCUACAAGAACUUCACCUUCACCUUUGUCCACUUCUGGUUCGCCUUCUUCUGCGGCUUCUCUGCGCUGACGGUGUACGAUGAAUGGUUCAUAACACUCUACAAUCUGGUGUACACAGCACUACCUGUACUAGGAAUGAGUCUGUUCGAUCAGGAUGUGAACGCUGUGUGGAGUUUCCAGCAUCCUCAACUCUAUGUUCCCGGUCAACUCAACCUGUACUUCAGCAAGAAGGCCUUCUUCAAGUGUGCCCUCCACAGCAUCUACAGCUCCCUGGUGCUCUUCUUCGUCCCCUACGCAGCCAUGCACGACACCGUGAGGGACGACGGGAGGGACGUCGCCGACUACCAGUCCUUCGCCCUCACCACCCAGACAUGUCUGCUGUUUGCCGUCACUAUCCAGUUGGGGUUGGAGAUGUCUUACUGGACAGCGGUGAACACUUUCUUCGUGUUGGGCAGUCUGGGCAUGUACUUUGCUGUCACGUUCACCAUGUACAGUGACGGAUUGUUUCUCACGUUGCCGUCAAACUUCCCUUUCAUAGGAGCAGCUCGAAACUCUCUGAACCAGCCUAACAUUUGGCUGACGAUCCUUCUCACCUCCAUCCUUUGUGUCCUUCCUGUGGUUACCUACCGCUUCCUGUUUAUUCAGCUCUGCCCCACCAUCAAUGACAAGGUGAUGUUCAAGGUGAGACAGGCCAAAGCAAAACUUCCCACUCCGACUCGACGCACCCGCAUGCGCCGCACCAGCUCCCGCCGUUCAGGCUACGCCUUCUCGCACGCGCAGGGCUACGGGGACCUGGUGACAUCUGGCCGGUUCCUGCGGCGUCCUGCUGUGUCGCGAUCUUCAGGUUUAGCCAACACGGGUCGCACCAACAUGGGUUUUAGUCCCAUUGGACGAUCGGCUGGGUACAGCCCAACAGGACGCCCCCAGAACACCAAGGUCCCGGAUGUGGAGGUGACGUCGCUGCAGAUGUACAGGACUAUCAGAGAUCCUGCCCUCUGACAGACUGCUGGUUAACUUCAAGAUGGAUGAUCUGGGAGAAGGAAUAAUCCUGACUGGACAGCUGUAUGCUGCAGGCAGUCGAAGGUGUUUUAAAGCUCCCAUUUAUACAUUUGUUACCAUGAAGAACUUGCUCGGGCUUUCCAGAGAGCUUCAUGUCAAAGAUGUUUCAUGAUCCAAUCAAAGGGAACUACAGCAAAAUGUGUCGCCACUUCUGAUGGGUCACUUUCCUAAGAUCGUGAGUGUUCAUGUAAAACAUGCCUCAUGCAGAGCCAACAGAUGAAAUCUUACACUAGAAACGGUAACGGGGCGAUUCACUUUCAGGAACAACCACAGAAGGGAAACAUUUUGGCUUCACCAGAAGGACAAAGUGUCAUCAUGUUUACAGACUACCCAGAUUUCCUUAACGCUGGGAGUCCAGAUGCACAGCAGGGCUUUAUAGAGAGGAUACAACCAGCAAAGCCAUUUUGCAUAGGAAUAUUUUCUAAUAUUUUGUACUUUUAAGUGUCUUUUUAAAGCAUUUUAUUAUCCUAUCUUGAAAGCUGUAGCACUUUGGCAGCGUCACAUAUUGGUGGGAGAUAACUGAAUGUUUGAAAGAUCAUGAAUGUGUUGCUCCCAACAAACGUUCAUCUUCUCGGUGGCUCGAACUCUCGCGAAAAGAAUGCUUCUGCAGGAGGAUUCAAGAUUCACCAUUUUGUUGGACAUUUUUUCUCCUUACAGUAUGUUUUGUUUCAUCACUUUCUGCUUCCUGAAAGAAUUUCAUGCAACUUAAAGGUGCUACUGAUCACAUUCCGACACUAGAUGUCCCACUCUCCCUCCCCCGUUCCAUUGCAUUCCCUUCACAACAAGUGGUUGCCAGUUCGUUGCACAACCUGCAUAUUUUAUGGUUAAGUGGACCAAGUGACUCAGACAGAUAGUCAUGUCAAGUGAUGAAUCUUUCGUGGUAGAUUAAUGAAGUCAUUUUACAAUAGAUUUAGGUUACUUUGUGCGGUGAUGUUUCAAGAUUCAUGUAACAUUAUCGAUGGUAAUCUGAGGAUAUGGCUAUCUAGUUUUAGGUAACGUUUAGCUUGUCAUCUAAGCAGUGGUGUAGUGCAGGGUAUAAAUUAUUUCUCAGUUGUCCGCCCUCUUCUAAAUCCCCAUUUAAUGUGCAUCUUCGUUAUACAUUGUUUGAGGGAACUAUAACGCUAGGUAACUGGACGCAACUGUCACUAAUUCUAAGAUGCUAACAUAGCUCCUCAGGGAUUGAAGCUGUUAUUUUUCUAAUUUUGACAAUCAAACCGGUGACACAUCAGUUAAGAUUGUAAGGAUUAUGGCUGUUGGUUUUGUUUAAAUAUGCCAAAUUGUAAUUUUAUGGGUUAUUGUUGUUCGGCCGAUUAAGCUAAGACCACUAAUAUGUGCUAACGUCAGUUGUCACUUGUUGCCACGGUUAAUAUUCACGUAUUCUGCGGCCUGAUGGAGACACCAGUGUCAAACUCCAUUUAUCCAUUAUUCCCACACUAACUGGCAACUUGAUCCCUUACGAUCCAGAGAUACCACAUGAUACCAAUGUUGUUAUUUAUUGGCUCACAAUAAGCCUUGGUAGAAGUGCGAAAGAAAAACGCACAUUUUCACCUCAUCAAACAGCAAGAGGACUAUACCGACUAUACAGGCUUCAAAACGUUGUCCGAGCGGUUUCCUGUAGGAAAAUCAACCACAUCUAUAGCUACCUGUUUUUAUCAUGCAGUACACACACUGCAAAGUUGACUGGAUGAUCCUUUAAUCCAUUCCUGGGUUCCUUUUAGUGCACUGCUUAGACAAUUCCCAUGAACUUUUUAAUCGUGCAGCAUGAAUCAUAAUGCUUUUAUACCCCAUUUUAAAAUCAGUUUAUCAGAUAGUGCAUCGCAUCAUGUGUAGUGAGAAAUUCAAAAUCAUAUAUUUGCUUUAGCAACAAGCUGUAUGUCUGACAAUCCACUUAUUAGUUAUUUAACCGUAUUUCUCCUCGUAAUAAAGCAGUGUAUCUUAGCUGUUAUCUGGCUUGUUUUCGACACCUUCCUCUCUUCAGCUCACUGAAAAUACUUUAUGAGACACAGAAGCUGUUUAAAAGAAAAGAAAAUUCUUAUAUUAUACAACGCAGAAACAACAAUGACAAGAAUGUUUGAUUAAAGAUAAGAAUGUUAAGAAAUAAGUUUAAUGCAACCCGGUCAAGUUUUUGUGUUACGUAAACAUAUUUUAGGUGUUAUUUUUAAAUGUCAUAUUUGCGGUAUUAUAUGGUAUGUGAAGGUUUAAAGAAUACUCCAAAUACAAUUGGUUUUAUAAUUAUGCACUAAUAAUAUUUGAUAGCUGCCCAUAUUUUCCAUGUCUUGUGGUAUCCAUGGAUAUGCAAUUACUGGUUUUAUCUACUGUUGAAUUCAAAACAUUAACUUGUUGAAGCAACUGUUUGAAUCUGAACAUCUGUUGCCACCAUGUGAUUUCGUCGGCUGUUGCCCAGAAUUGAAUGUACUAGCCCACUAAAACUGGUGGUGGUGAACCAAAUAUUUUUUUUAAGGCUCUUUGUGUGUCGUAGUUUACUCUAAAGUUACUGUGAAGUAAAAUGGUUAAAUCAGGAGGGACGAGUGAAUAAUUAAAAGAUAAUUGUUUAUUAUAACAAAUGAUGUGUGAAAAUAAAGUCUUGACAGAAAGUCUUUGGUGAUAUUGAUAACACGAUUGACAGCCCCAAACUAUGAGAGCAGGAAAUUAUGAGUGAAUGGCAGGAUAUAAUAUGAGAAAUAAACUACAGGCCUCAGCAUGUGAUAGAAUAGUCGUCCUGGCUGAACUUAUAGAACGUAUAUACCUGGUUAAAUAAAGGUAAAUAAAGCUUCAUUUCACCGGUCAGUGUGGUGAAGCUGGUUUGCACCACUGACAACUCAGUUAUAAUUUACUGUAAAGUGUUCUUUAUGGAAAUUAUGUCAAAGUUUGAAUAUGCAGAAGAAACAUUUACUGCAUGUUUGUAAAACUGUUGCUGUAAUAUUUGGAUCUCCACCCAAGUGUUUUACAUCAAGUUCAAAAUAAGUUUUGUUGUAUGUUUUCAGUGUUCUGAGGAUUUUUCUGGUAGCUACUCGUGUCAGAUGUUUCUAAUUUCAUCAUACUGGGGCCCGUUUCACAAAAGCAGUCUGCGAGUGAUGCUUACACACAGAUCACAGAUGGUGACAGCGUCACAUUUUGUCCAAAUCGCAGGUUGCAUUUAGCAGAUUUGGUGAAAUGAGCCCCUAAAUCACACUCAGCAGAGCUUUGUCUGCAGAAUCAAUUCAUUCAGAGUGGCCUCUACACAAUCCACUAAUGUCUGUUUGCAGUAUUUCUGUGAUACUUUCCAAAAUAAAUUGUAGCCAUGAUGAAAACUUUAGAUAUUUAUCCAUAUAUUACUGUCAUUAUAUCUCCAGCCCUGAAGACUGAAACUGUAACGAGGGAUUUUUGAUAACUAUUUCUCAGACAGUCAAAAAUAUCUAUUUUAAUCUCCGCUCUUCCUGUUAACCAUUUUGUAUCAUUUUGUACUUUAAAAAAAAGAAGGUUUUUACUGCAAUAAAAGGAUCUAAAAGAUCAAUGAUGUCU
Molecule: messenger RNA, 7400 nt
Organism: Sebastes umbrosus (honeycomb rockfish)
Lineage: Eukaryota; Metazoa; Chordata; Actinopteri; Perciformes; Sebastidae
Product: phospholipid-transporting ATPase ID-like
Exons: 28
Coding region: 213-3839 (1208 amino acids)
Biological process (GO): Golgi organization; phospholipid translocation
Cellular component (GO): plasma membrane
Molecular function (GO): ATP hydrolysis activity; ATP binding; ATPase-coupled intramembrane lipid carrier activity
Source: RefSeq, a predicted model, not a curated record